AAAUAAAUCACGAGCCAGAAACCUGGAGAAUAAAACACGAGGAGCAAGAAGAGAUGAUUGAAAAAAAUAAUGAAGAAUUAUCACACCUUAAGGAUCAAAUAGACAUUCACACUGGAGAAAAAACAUACAAGUGUUCACACUGUGACAAGAGAUUCAGUCGGUCAGGAAACCUUAAAAGACAUGAGAGGAACCACACUGAAGAGUGUUCACACUGUAAAAGGAGAUUCAGUACUUUGGGACGCCUGAAAACACAUGAGAGGAUCCACACUGGAGAGAAACCGUACAAGUGUUCACACUGUGAAAUGAGAUUCAAUAAUUCGGGACACUUGAAAGCACAUGAGAGGAUCCACACUGGAGAGAAACCUUAUAAGUGUUCACACUGUGACAAGAGAUUCAGUGUGUCAGGAAUCCUGAAAAGACAUGAGAGGAUUCACACUGGAGAGAAACCGUACACAUGUGAUCAGUGCGGGAAGAGUUUCACACUAAAAGGACACCUUAAAGAGCAUAUGAGAGUUCAUACAAAGGAGAAACCACAUUCAUGUAAUUUGUGUGGAAAGCACUUUCAAUGUCUGCAAUAUUUGAAAGUACACCAUAAAAUACACACUGGUGUGAGAGAGUACAUGUGCCUUGUGUGUGAAAAGACUUUUACUACAGCAACCUGUUUAAAACGGCAUGAGAGGAUCCACACUGGAGAAAAACCUUACCAGUGUUCACACUGUGGAAAGAGAUUCAGUGAUUCUGCAAAUCUGAAAAGACAUGAGAGGAUUCACACUGGAGAGAAACCAUUCACAUGUGAUCAACGUGGGAUGAGUUUCAUAAAAUCAGAAUAUCUUAAGAAACACAUGAAGAUCCACACUAGACAGAGACUGUACACAUGUGAUAGGUGCGGGAAAAUGUUUUUGAGAGCUUCAGUCCUGAAGCAGCACCUGAGAGUUCAUACAAAUGAGAAACCACAUUCAUGUCAUUUGUGUGGAAAGAGCUUUCAAUGUCUGCAAUAUUUGAAAGUACACCAUAAAAUACACACUGGUGUGAGAGAGUACAUGUGCCUUGUAUGUGAAAAGACUUUUACUACAGCAACCUGUUUAAAACAGCAUGAGAGGAUCCACACUGGAGAAAAACCUUACAAGUGUUCACACUGUGAAAAGAGAUUCAGUGAUUCUGCAAAUCUGAAAAGACAUGAGUGGAUUCACACUGGAGAGAAACCAUAUCACUGCACUGCAUGUUGGAAGUGUUUCAAUAAUUCAUCUGCUUUAAACAGACAUAUAAAAAACAAUCACAAGAUGAUCGAAAAAAAGAACGAAGAAUUGAGUGAAGUUGAGAAGAAAAAUCUUGUUGAAACUGGACAAAAACCCUUGAGUUGCUCUCAAACCAAACAGAAAGAUUUAAAGAAAAUAAGAGCCAAGAAAGCUUUUACCUGCACUCGGUGUGGAAAGAGUUUGAAAUGCAAAUUUAAUCUUGAGCGUCACAUGAGAAUUCAUACUGGAGAGAAACCGUUCACUUGUGAUCAAUGCGGGAAGAAUUUCGCACAAUUAUCACACCUUAAGGAUCACAUAAACAUCCACACUGGAGAAAAAACAUACAAGUGUUCACACUGUGACAAGAGAUUCAGUCGGUCAGGACACCUUAAAAGACAUGAGAGGAACCACACUGAAGAGUGUUCACACUGUAAAAAAAGAUUCAGUACUUUGGGAUGCCUGAAAACACAUGAGAGGAUCCACACUGGAGAGAAACCGUACAAGUGUUCACACUGUGAAAUGAGAUUCAGUAAUUCGGGACACGUGAAAGCACAUGAGAGGAUCCACACUGGAGAGAAACCUUAUAAGUGUUCACACUGUGACAAGAGCUUCAGUGUGUCAGGAAUCCUGAAAAGACAUGAGAAGAUUCACACUGGAGAGAAACCGUACACAUGUGAUCAGUGCGGGAAGAGUUUCACACUAAAAGGACACCUUAAAGAGCAUAUGAAAGUUCAUACAAAGGAGAAACCACAUUCAUGUAAUUUGUGUGGAAAGCACUUUCUAUGUCUGCAAUAUUUGAAAGUACACCAUAAAAUACACACUGGUGUGAGAGAGUACAUGUGCCUUGUGUGUGAAAAGACUUUUACUACAUCAAAAUGUUUAAAACGGCAUGAGAGGAUCCACACUGGAGAAAAACCUUACCAAUGUUCACACUGUGGAAAGAGAUUCAGUGAUUCUGCAAAUCUGAAAAGACAUGAGAGGAUUCACACUGGAGAGAAACCUUAUAACUGUACUGCAUGUGGGAAGUGUUUUAAUAAUUCAUCUGCUUUAAACAGACAUAUACAAAACAAACACAAGACAGGCAUGCAGAUGGAGUCUGGCAUAGUUUGUGAGGGACAAAAGAAUGAAAAGAGCUCAGCAGAAAUUGGAUUUGUGGCAUGUAGACAACAUGAGAUACACACCAGCUUUAGUGAGCCCCUCCAGUAUGCACAGCCCAUUGAGACUUGGAUGACAGGCCUUCUUUAGGAGUUAGACUUGCACACGUGGGACAAUGAAUUCCAGGUCAAACACAAUGCAGUGGAUGGCCUUCUUAAAAUUCUUGGCGAACAACACCCAGGGCUCCCAAGAACUGCAAGAACAUUACUUGGAACAUGUGAAAAUGUGAACAGAGAAAUUAAAUCUGGGAUGGAAUACUUCUACUUUGGAUACAAAGAACAGCUGUGUAGGUAUUUAAAUAUGAACCCUAUUAGACUGUCUGGACUUUCUUUGAAUAUCGAUGGCUUGCCACUACUUAAAAGUAGCAGUCAGUCACUUUGGCCAGUUUUAUUCCAAAUCAAGUUGAGUCCUUAUGCUCGUUCCUCUUGCUAUCUGAUUUGGUGUCUCAAACUCUACAAAUCUUUAUUUUAUUUUUUUGACAGAUGUAGUACAUGACCUGAGGGACAUUUUACUGAAUGGAUUAAAAACUGAUGGGUCAUUCAUGAGUUAAUUUGCACUGUAUCAGUUGUGAUACACCUGGGAAAGCACUUAUUAAAUGCAAAAAGCAAUAUUCAGGUUAUUUCGGUUGUGAGAAGUGAACACAGAAAUGCUUCUGGGAUGGCAGGAGGGUUGUAUACCCAGAGACGACAAAUGCUACUCUCAGAACAGAUCGGCUUUCCGUGAGCAGCUUCAGGAGGAGCAUAAUCGCUUAUCUGGUUGUCUCCUUUUUGGAUGCUCCAAACAGACAUGAUUCAGCAAUUUCCUUCAAAUUACAUGCAUCAGUGCUGUCUUGGAGUUAUGUGAAAAGCUUCUCCCAUCCUCAUUUUGUAGCAAAAAGAAGUCAUACUAUUCUUCACAUUAUAUUUUUACAUGCUACAUAGAAGGUCACAAAGCAUGAGGGUUUUUGAUGAAAGUUUUAAUUCUCAAUGUUUUGAUUGUUUUGUAUUUAGUUAACUGUUAAAUGGCAAACUGUGGAAAUAUUGAGUGUAAAAUGUCAAGGGGACAGAAUGUUAGGACUUGUCUGUAUAUUGCAGAAUGCCAGCUAAAGUUAAUGUUGAGAGUGGAAUAUAGGUAGAAUGUUAUAAUGAACCAAGAACACUGAACUAAAUACUUGUGCAUAUGUUUUUAUGUGCAGUGCAAGGGUUUGGAACCCCCAGGUCCAACACAAUUGAUGUAGUGCCUUCCAAUUGGCUUGAAAAAACAAGUGUUAUUUUUUUUCCAAUUACUAAUAUAUCUGAGAAGCUAAAAGGCAUAGUUCACCCAAUACAUUUAAUUCUGUUAUCAUUUACUCUUGAGUUGUUCCAAACCAGUAUAAAAAAGUAGUUUUGCUUAACAUAAAGGAAGAUACUUUAAAGAAAGUGUGGUGUUUGGCACUACUGACUUCCAUAAUACCAAAUCAGUGGUGCUCCAAAUGUUUGUGUGAUCAACCUUUACUAAAACCAUGUUUUUUCAAAGACUGUCUAUUAUGGAGGGUUAACAUGAUUAUUUGCUGUCAAUAGGGUAUAUUUUGU
Carassius auratus (goldfish) is the source of this 3940-nucleotide messenger RNA. RefSeq names its product zinc finger protein 345-like. NCBI's taxonomy places the organism in Eukaryota, Metazoa, Chordata, Actinopteri, Cypriniformes, Cyprinidae. The transcript is spliced from 5 exons. The record is from RefSeq and is a predicted model, not a curated record. Gene Ontology annotation, molecular function: RNA polymerase II cis-regulatory region sequence-specific DNA binding; DNA-binding transcription factor activity, RNA polymerase II-specific. Gene Ontology annotation, biological process: regulation of DNA-templated transcription. Bases 54 to 2480 code for a protein of 808 amino acids.